This is a messenger RNA of Guyanagaster necrorhizus, 288 nucleotides long. RefSeq lists its product as uncharacterized. The coding region runs from base 1 to 288 and encodes 95 amino acids. NCBI's taxonomy places the organism in Eukaryota, Fungi, Basidiomycota, Agaricomycetes, Agaricales, Physalacriaceae. The record is from RefSeq and is a predicted model, not a curated record. The transcript is spliced from 2 exons.
AUGUUCAUCGACCAAUGUCUUCCUCCCAAACCUCAAUUUUCUGUAAAUGAGCUUCCUGAUCUCUCUGAGCAGUCACCAUUGUUACGGGCGCUAACACCGGCCAAGGUUACGGUCAAAGCUCUUCUUGGGCACAAUGCAAAGGUCUACUUUGUUUGCCACAGUGAGGAAAACGCCCGUGCCGCAAUGGCUGAGUUGCGCAAUGAAACCGGACGAGAGGGGCUCUUCCUACAGGUCGAUUUCGCAGAUCUCAACUUUAUCAAGCACGCGGCCGAUGACUUUACGAGGUGA